AUUAUAGUUAAUCGCAACAUUGUUAUGGCACUGCAUUUGUCCGAACUGCCGAGGCUGCUCACGUAGCGUCUUGGAAACUGGUAGCGCCGGAGAAAUGCCACAUCCUUCGUAUACAACUCUAAUCUAACCCCACACCCUCUUGCCAAACCGGGGUUUAUUGAAGUAAUGCCGGAUUUUCCCCGCACAUGUGUUCGAUUUCCUGACUUGAUGUUUCUAAAUCCACCGAGGCCUGGGUACCUUGCCCUCUUGGGAGGGACAGCCGUUGCGGGAUGCUCGGGACAUGGUACUUUACACGGACUGCGUGGCAAAGCUAGACGGGCACAUGUCCCAAGAGUUCUAUAAACUGUCGCUACAGCCUUUUUUUUCACUCGUCACUUCCGAACUCACGAAACUUCCCUCACGAUGCGUCUUCUCACUCUGUGCACCCUGCUCCCUAGCGUCCUCGCUCUUCCAUCUCAGACUCUCGACUUCGCAAGGUACGGCAUAGCGCCACGUGCCGAUUCUUCCCUCACGAACUACCUUGGCGUCUUCUUCCUUGGUGACAAGCCCUCUGUCUACUUCUACCUUUCCAAUGGCAACAAUGCAAACUCCAUGAUUGCCAUGAACAAGGGCCAACCUGUUAUAAUUCCUACGAAAGGUACUCAGGGCGUUCGUGAUCCAGCUAUCAUAUCUGGUGGAGCAGCCGAAGCUGGCAAGAAAUGGUACAUCAUUGGCACAGACCUUGAUAUUGGCAAGACAACAUGGGAUGCAUCUCAACGUACAGGCUCUCGUGGAAUCUUCGUUUGGGAGUCUACCGAUCUUGUAACAUGGACCAAUGAACGUCUUGUCACCGUUGAAGACUCUACAGCAGGUAUGGUGUGGGCACCCAGUGCAAUCUGGGACGAAGCCAAGGGCCAAUACUUCGUUCACUGGGCUAGCAAAUUCUACCCUACUUCCGACCCGCAACAUACGGGUGCGCCUUCAUCGAUUCGAAUCCGUUACGCGUACACCAAAGACUUCAAGACUUUCAGUGCGCCCCAGGACUACAUCAACCGAUCACCUACCAAUAUUAUUGACCAGGAAUUUCUGGCCCUGGGAAACAAUGCAUACGCGCGCUUCUUGAAGGAUGAAAGUGCAAAGACUGUUUUCACAGAAAUCUCUACUAAUGGGCUGUUUGGUACCUGGUCUAGACCUGCAGGUGCUAACGCUAUCAUCGCUUCUGGUGUAGAGGGUCCUGCGCCUUACUGGGAUAAUCAAGUUGCUGGCAAGGCGCAUUUGUUGCUUGACUUCUAUGGAGCAGACGGAUACAGACCUUACGAAAGUUCUGACGUGAAGGGUGGAAAAUGGACAGCGAGUGACCGGAGUGCCUGGCCUCAGAAUUUGAGGCACGGGAGUGUACUAGGCGUCAACGCGACUCAGGUCGCGGCCUUGAAGAAGAAGUGGAGUGUGUAAGACAAUAAGGGCCGCACUAGGUCGAGAUUCUACAUGGAUCCGUGUAUUCACUUCGUGAUGGGAACGAUCGCUCCGUUUGUUGUAUUGCGUCAUGGCGCUCGCU
Alternaria alternata is the source of this 1534-nucleotide messenger RNA. RefSeq names its product arabinosidase. NCBI's taxonomy places the organism in Eukaryota, Fungi, Ascomycota, Dothideomycetes, Pleosporales, Pleosporaceae. Bases 403 to 1431 code for a protein of 342 amino acids. The transcript is spliced from 2 exons. The record is from RefSeq and is a predicted model, not a curated record.